Messenger RNA from Dryobates pubescens (Downy woodpecker), 8783 nucleotides. RefSeq names its product extracellular leucine rich repeat and fibronectin type III domain containing 2 (gene ELFN2). Gene Ontology annotation, molecular function: protein binding. The transcript has a single exon. Bases 367 to 2772 code for a protein of 801 amino acids. NCBI's taxonomy places the organism in Eukaryota, Metazoa, Chordata, Aves, Piciformes, Picidae. Gene Ontology annotation, cellular component: plasma membrane. The record is from RefSeq and is a predicted model, not a curated record.
GGUGGGUGAGUCCCUCAUCAGGCAAGGUUAGUUAUCCUCAGUCUAAAUUUUUGUUUAGAAAAGAAGCACAAGGUAGGUCCCUUCCAGACCAGUCAUCCACGCUCACAGCUUUUGGGUGUGCUGGAAGCAGACUGUGCCUGUUCCGCCUGCUCCACGCUCCUGGCUUGACCUGGAGGGCAAAAAGGAAGAAUGGUGACGACACCCACUAGAACUGGGAUGCUCUUGCCCUUCUAUUGCUAAACCCUAGUUACUGCUCCUUUCUCUUCCCCCUUGCCCCUUAAUUUCCUUUCACUGUGGUCCUGAGAUUUGGGGUUGGUUUGUUUCUUUUAUUUAUUUUUGUUCCUGGUGAGGGCACCACUGCAGACCAUGAUGUGCCUGGGGUUGUGGACAGCUGCCCUGCUCUGCUUGUUUUCCCCUGGCACUGUGCGAGGUGACUGCUGGCUGAUCGAGGGGGACAAAGGUUAUGUGUGGCUGGCCAUCUGCAGCCAGAACCAGCCCCCAUAUGAGACCAUCCCCCAGCAUAUCAACAGCACGGUGCACGACUUGCGGCUGAAUGAGAAUAAGCUCAAAGUGGUGCUGUACUCCUCCCUCAACCGCUUUGGCAACCUGACUGAUUUGAACCUGACCAAGAAUGAGAUCUCCUAUAUUGAGGACGGGGCUUUCAUGGGCCAGUCAAACCUCCAGGUCUUACAGCUGGGCUACAACAAGCUCACCAACCUGACGGAGGGCAUGCUGCGGGGCAUGGCCCGUCUCCAGUUCCUCUUUGUGCAGCACAACCUAAUCGAGCUGGUCACCCCAACUGCCUUCUCGGAGUGCCCCAGCUUGAUUAGCAUUGACCUGUCAUCUAACCGUCUCAGCCGCCUGGAGGGGAACACUUUCACCAGCUUGAGCAAUCUGAUGGUGUGUGAGCUGGCUGGGAACCCCUUCAACUGCGACUGCAGCCUCUACAGCUUUCUUAACUGGCUGGCGCUCUUCAACAAUGUCACCAAGAACUACGACCGGCUGCAGUGUGAGACUCCCCGGGAGUUCGCUGGCUACCCGCUCCUGGUACCUCGGCCUCACCACAACCGCAAUGCCAUCACCAUCUUCCAGUCCAUGUGCAGAGGUGGCACCAUCCCCUCCCUCUCCAGGGUCAACCCCACCCCUUAUACACCUGACUCCCAGAGAGAUCUCGAUGAAGGCUCAGCCAUCAGCCCUGGUGACUUCCUCUCAGUCAAGCCUCCAGCCUCCUCCACUACCGACUCCUCCUUCAGUCCCAGCAUCAAGCUCCACGACGUCACCAUCACCUCAGCCAUUCUGAUGGUAACCAUCCCGAUGCCCUACAGUAAGAUGUAUGUGCUGGUCCAAUACAACAACAGCUAUGUUUCUGACAUAGCCACACUGAAAAGCAAGAAAGAAUAUGUCACUGUCAACAAGCUGAAGGCCCACACUGAUUAUACCUUCUGCGUGGCCUCCAUCCGCAACAACAGGCGCUACAACCACACUUGCCUGACCUUUGCAACCCGGAGCAAAGGCAGGGAGGACCCUAUUUCCAGUACUUCCACAACUACCCACUAUAUCAUGACCACCCUGGGCUGCCUCUUUGGGAUGGUCAUUGUCCUGGGGGUGGUGUACUACUGCCUGCGGAAGCGGAGGAUGCAGGAGGAGAAACAAAAGUCCCUCAAUGUCAAAAAGACCAUUCUGGAGAUGCGUUAUGGGUCAGACAUUGAUACCAGUACCAUGGUCCAUCCUUCCCAGAAGCUGGGUGAGCCACCAGUCAUCCCUGUCUCAAGGAUGUCCUCCAUCCCUUCCAUGAUUGGGGAGAAGUUGCCCCCAUCAAAGUCAAUAGAGGCUGGGAUGGAGACUCCUAAAGUCACCACUAAAGGUAACUACAUUGAGGUACGGACUGGUGGUGGGGAUGGGCUGGAGCGAACCCAGCGGGAUGAGGAUCUGAGAGAGCUUGACAAUGGGCAAGGCUCAGCUGCUGAGAUCUCUACUAUAGCCAAGGAGGUAGACAAGGUCAACCAGAUCAUCAACAACUGCAUUGAUGCCCUCAAGCUGGACACAGCCUCUUUCCUGGGUGGUGGGACUGGUGUUGACUCAGAAAUGGCCUUUGAGUGCCAGUCCAUCCCAGCCAGUUCCUCGGGUGGGCUAGAGCGGCCCAGCUUUCUUUCCCCAGCCUACAAGGAAAGCUCCCACCACCCUUUGCAGCGUCAGCUCAGCGCUGAUGCUGCCGUGGCCAGAAAGACCUGCAGCGUGUCCUCUAGUGGCUCCAUCAAGAGCGCCAAGGUCUUCAGCUUGGAUGUGCCUGACCACCCACCACUCAGCAAGUCUGACUCCAAAUACAUUGAGAAGGGCAGCCCACUCAACAGCCCUUUGGAUCGUCUUCCCUUGGUGUCCCCGGGCGCCAUCCACCACUUGGAGGUGAAGCCUUCUUACCAUUGCAGUGAGCACCGUCACUCCUUCCCGGCCCUGUACUAUGAGGAAAGUGCAGACACCCUGAGCCAGAGGGUGUCAUUCCUCAAGCCACUCUCCAGGUCCAAGCGAGACUCCACGUAUUCCCAGCUCUCCCCCAGACACUACUUCUCAGGCUACUCUUCCAGCCCUGAGUACUCAUCAGAGAGCACCCACAAGAUCUGGGAGCGGUUCCGGCCUUACAAGAAGCACCACAGGGAGGAGGUUUACAUGGCGGCUGGGCAUGCCCUGCGCAAGAAAGUGCAGUUUGCCAAGGACGAGGAUCUGCAUGACAUCCUGGAUUACUGGAAAGGAGUCUCUGCUCAGCAGAAGCUGUGACUCUCCCUUGCUCUUUCCAAGGAAAAACAAAACAAACAAAACAAAAACAAACCAAGAUCCCCCUCCCCAACAACCAGAACAAAGACACAACCCAUGCCACUUGACUGUGAAAAAUAAACACCAACAAAAUCCUCCCAACAAAGACAAAACUGACAGAAUCGUUUCUUAAAGUUUACAACAACAACAGAACAACAACAACAAACUCUCUCACACACAGACACACAGACACACACACACGCCAAAUUGUUUCUACUGUGUUAUGGGGACCAUUGUUCUGCCUGCAGAUGGUUGGGAGGAGUGUCCUGCUCUGACACUGUGGUAACAACACUGGAGCAGGGCUGGGUGGGAAUGGCCUGGGAGGGGGUGGCAGCAGUGGCAGGGGGAGGGAGGGCAGGGAUAGACGCUCACUGGACAUGAAACAGUUGUGAACUCUUGCUCUUUCUGUUCCCGUUCAGGGCUGGUUCUUCUUUUGGAUGGGAGGGGGAGGACUUUGGUUUAGAAAGCUUGUCUGCCCACCUGAUACGCCUGGUUUUCCAACUAUUCCAUCACUCAUUUUACCCUCAUUUCUUUUGGCAGUGGAGGCCUGUCCCCUUCCAAGAUAGGUGGGAUUUAUUGGAAGAAACUAUCUGCUUCUUUGCCUUUGCCCUUCCCCACCCUUCUCUGUCAAAUCUCCCUAGGCUUGCACUUUCUGUCUAGAUCUUUCAUGAACCUCCAUUCUCCCUAGAGGAAGGAGAAGACGUGUGAAGGAACAAGAGAGGUAGGACCUGUGUGCAACAGCUCUGUGCCCUUGCUGAUCUUCCUGGCUCCCUUCUCCUGCCAUGUUGUUGAUGCUGAAUACCAGCAAUCCUGGAGUGACAGGGUCUGCUCAGAGCUAGUUGGUGGGAUGGUAUGAAUGUGCCCUUUGUCAUGGCAAGACAAGACCUCAAGGAGUGGUGGAGGAAAAGACAGGAAGGUCUAGUCUCUUAGAGGUGUAAAGGGUUCCCAACUCUCCACCAAUCUCACAGGUCAGAGGUCCUCCCCACCAUACACACUUAUACUCAGGCUGCCUUUGUACACUAAGUUUGCUACUCUGCUCAUAUUUCCUUUGCUGUAAGGAAGGGACCUUGAGAGGAGCUCAGAACAAGUUCUACAUGAACCUUUUGCAGCUCUUCCCAACUGUCUUGCACCAUGGAGUAUGGGGUGGGUAUGCACAAGAAGAGCAUCAUCCAGUGUCAAGGGUAGGAUUUGAGUUGCUCACAUCACUGGGUUGAUAUAAAAGCCACAAAGUAGAUUCUGCUCAAAUAGUCUGUGGACAUUCUGGCCUAGGUUGAAGGCAGAAGCACAGGAAAUGAAAGGGAUGCCAGACUGGGGCCUGGGAGUAGCCCAAGAGGGAUGGCUCCAGAAGAAGCUCCCUUUGUGUGCAGCUACACUGUGCAUGCUGGGGUAGAAAAGGAUACCAGCCUCUGGAUGAAAGUAUUCCUUUGAAUACUUAGAGACCCUCAUGAGAGUCAGAGCAACCUAUCACCUCCUAAAUCCUCCAUCUUCUGACAGUUAACUGUGACAAAUAUUUCUUAGGGAUACUUUGCUAACUUACUAAAAAGCCAGUUUCACUUGCUAGGUCCCAACCUCUAUCCCUUGGAUAAAAGAUCUGCCACAAAGCUGGGAAGGAGCCCACUGCUCUCUCCAUUUUGCCCCAUUUCUGAGCAGUCCAACAAAGCACAGCCUUGGUGCCAUCUCCCCCAAAGCUUUCUUGUGAGGCUGGGAUGCUGCCUAGUGAGUGCAUCUUUAUGUAGCACAGUGGACCUCCUUUCCAGGAGCUGCACACCCUAAUUCUUGAUAACUGCUCCUCUCAGUCUGGAUCAUGGUGAGGACCUGUGUUAUUUUGGCCUUUCCUAAGCAGCUAUUUUCUUUCUGAGUUGCUCCUUAGAAGCCCCAGUGUUUUGGGUGGCCCUGGGAGAAUGGUGUAUGUGUAGUAGCUUCUCUGAGAGGGAUUUACGUGCUGCCUGCAGAGAAUCUGCCUGUUAUCUGUCAGGUAAUAGCACUGCCAGCUGUGAGAGCUGGUUUCUGUGCUGCAGGUGACAUGACUUCCUCUGUAAGUUAGGAGCAGAAGUAGGCAGAACUUGGUGUGCAAAAACCAGAGUGGGAAUCCCCAACAUCUGAACCUACAAAGAUCUGUGGGGUUCCUUCCUUGUAGGGAUGCUGGUAUAAUCCUAGACCAGGUCCUGAUCUCAUUGCCUCAGCCUCCCUCACUGUCAGCCUGCUUUCCUACAGUCAAAGCAUCAUUUUGCCUUGAGUCCACAGGUAUUCUUGGGGCUGAUUCCACACUGUAAGAACCAGUCCAAGCCAGAGGAAGGGCUGCAUGUACACAGACGUGUGUAUAUGUGCAGGAGGAUGCAGGGAAGUCACAUUAGUGCUGCUAGGCAUUCCUCCAUGCUGGGACAACACAGCAAAGCAAGAAUGGUAAAUGUUGUGGGAGAUGCUUAGGCACAGCAGAUACCUCUCCAGCUACCAGGUGGAGAACUCCCAGUGAUCUUCCAACAUGGCAACCAUCCAAGCAAGAAAGACCAACGGCUGGGGCACAGAACUGGACAGGAAAAAAGGGAUGACAGGCAUGGGGAGAUGGAGUCCUGUUCCUCUUCCCAUGUCUUCCCUACCUGUGCUUCUCUGCUGUAGGGUCUUGUAAUCAGUCCCAUCCAGUCUAUACUUUUGAGGAGAGCAUUAACUUCUACAGGUUUCUGCCCUCUCUCCCCAUCACCCCAAUGAGGCAGAAAGAAAGGUCAGGGAUAAAGACAUCAUCAGGCCCUUCUUUUGCCUGUGGUGGGGGUAAGGCUGGGUAGGAGGGAGCAGUCAUUUCUCUCCCAGCUGUAGCCCCCCACUCCACACCAAGGGGUGAAGUUUGCACAAGAUGGACUGUUUUGUGGGAGGAAGAGGGCAAGGAAGGGGAACAAAGAAUCCCCCCUUCCUUCCUGCUCCCUUCUUCCUUGUCCUGCUCCCUCCUCAGGGAUGAGGGCUCACAAGGUGACCCUAGCCCUGUUGGAGGAAAGCAGAUUUACCGUUCUAUUUGCAUGACAAUUUUACUGUAUUUUUUCUGAGCAAACACCUGUUGUGUAUGUGCCAGUUUGUUGGAAUUUAACCACCUCCCCCAAGGUCUCUCCUGUCCUUGUCCCUGUUUUCCCUGCUCCUUUCAUUCAUCCCUGAUGUGAUUUUAUGAGAGACUCCUACCAGUUUGGCAGGGAACACACCCUAAAGAGAACCCAACACAAUCAGCCCCAUAAAAACCAUUCCUUCUUCUUUCCAGUCUCCUCCUCCUCUUGCCCUAAGCGUGGUCUCUCAGAUGCUUUUCAGGGUCGUGUGUGUGAAGGGGGAUGUGUUAUAUACCAAAGGCCUGCUCUUUCUAGUGGUCAUAAUUUCUCUUAAUUGUUUAGAAACAAAAGUGAGGUCCAUCAAGAUAGAUCUCAUAAGAGAAAUGGUUACUGCCAUCCCCAUACCCUUGUUUCUUUUCCCCCAAAUCUACAAGCAAGGCUCUUCUUGGGGGUACGAGAAGUGCUUCAUCUACAAGGAAGUCUCUGAUACAGCAAAACCUUGGUGUGGAGCUGGUUGCAAUCCCUUAGAAGACCUCCCACCACCCCCCCUCCCACUGAUUGCAGGGAGCUCUGGAUUAGGUCUGUCCUACCCCUCCUUUCCCGUGGGUGGUCCUGGCAGAGGGCUGGACAUGAUGAAACCUGAUGGGAAAAGGGCAGAGAGACUGCCUGAAGUUCCUAAGUCCUCUGUGGCUGUUUUGGCCAGAGUCCCUCACCCCUGCCUUCUCCCAGGGCAAAGUGGAUCCAUAGGUCAGAGCCAGGACCAGCCCUUUUGACAUUUUCUUUCUAGGUUGGUGACUCUUGGCACAGAAAGCAAGGGUUUAGUUGACCUCACUGGAGAACAUGGAGGAGGAGGAAUGAGGUUGGGUGCUGACCUGCCAUCUCAUCCCAGGAACAGGCUUAGGGGAGGCAGCCUGGGCUGAAUUCCUAUACCCAGAAGAGCAAAGGUGAGAGCCUCGUUUUUACCUUGGGGUAAAGCUCUUCCCCACCCCUACUGGUGCUGCCCCAGCUUAUGCUGCAGUACCAUGUUCCCCUCUCCCCCUCCUCAGUCUUCCAUACUGAAUAAAUCCCUCCUGAGGCAGGUGUGAAAUAUUCAUGACUGACAAAUGAAGAUUUAUGUCGGGCUGAGGAGGCCUCUGUGUGUUUGCAAUGCUAAUCAGCCAGCCUUCCUUGAGGAGGCUCUGCCAGGCAGGCUUGGGGGGAAGGAGAGGGAGGUGCAGGAGAGGGAGAUGCAGAAGGGGGGAAAAUGAAGUGAGGAAGAGAGGAAGGGCAAACACAGCAGAGGUGAGGAAGGUUAAGUGGGACCAAGGAAUGGGCAGGCAAGGAGCGAACAGACAGAGGGAUAUGGAGAGAGUGGAGAAGAGGGACAGGUUGGAAAGACCAGGGGAAGAAGAGAUGACCACAUGGGAAAGAAUGGGAUGCUAACAGGGAAAAGGGACCAGUAAGAGAAAGAGUUGAGUGGAGGAGUGGAGGCUCUCUGAGAGGAGGUGGGGAGCAAGUCAACAGUGCCUGAAGAAAAAGGCUGGGCAAAAUUCAUGAUGAGCUGUGGCCCCUGCCCGUAAGACAGAGCUCAGCUCUACAGGGUGGGCAGUUGCCACAUGGGUGGGAGCCGGACCAAGGGCCCCAAAAGCACAUUCACCAUGCUUGCUGCUGACCGGAAAGCUCAGCUGCAUUUGGAAGGACACACAGCCUUGGGGAGCCUGGACAACGCCCCUUCCACUGCCACCACCUCCUUCAGCACAAGCCGCAGGCAAGAAGAAUCUAACGGAGCUGUGCCCUCUUGCUGGAGCCAGCCUGCCGCUGGCCCAGCGGCUGAGCAGGAGGAAGCAUCUUCGGGGUGGCUUGACGCGGGAUGAGCGCUGAGCACCACCCUCCACUGAGCGAUGGGGGUCUCUUGGAGCGUCGACAGAGCCUGCCCCACCUCAGCUGCCCCCUGCCCCCCUGGCUGAAGCAGGUGGUUUUGGGUCUUUCCCCAGAGAAGGGACAGAAGGAGUGUCUGUUGCCUCCCUCUACACACGCACGCACUCUUGCAUCCCGUCCCUCCAGCCGCUUUGGCCUUCUACUGUGAGGGGCGUUCUUGGUCUGCCUCCCUCGGCUCCCUCUGCCGCGGGGAGAUGUCUCUAUACCUCUCUGCGCGCAGUCCCACCAGGGCAGCUCUCCGCGGGGCUGCCCCAACCUACCCCCUGUCCCCACGUGGAGAGAGGGCAGUCUCUGCCCAGCUUCUCCUUCUCCCACUGGAUGGGCACUUUGUCUUCUCCUCACCCCACUGGGAGGUAAAUAACCUUCUCCUCUUUACAGUCUCCCCUCCGUCUGCCCCAUCCUUGCGCGUUUGGCUUGGCCUUUGCCUCCCCCAUGACUACCACCGCCACUGUGAGGCCUUGCUCUUGGGUGGCCUGUCCCCACCGCCUGCCUUCCGCCUUCCCUGGGGGGAAGAGGUAGAGGCUGGCUGGCUCAGGCCAGACCCUCCAGGGCUGGUCCGGCUGGUCCAUCCACAAGCACAGCACCUGGGGCGAGGGGGUGGGAAGGGGCGGGCAGCUGCUGGGCACAGAGCCAGGGGCAUCAGCCCUUGAAUGUAAGGAAGGGCCUGGGAGGCAGCUGCUGGGACUGGCUCCUUGUGGCCUCUUUGGUGUUCCUCCUUCUGUAACAACCAACCCUGUGACCCCCCCCGGUUGUGUAUGGACAGAUUUGAGUUGGAGUUAUGUUCUUUUCUUCUUCUUGGUUUUUUCUUGUUUUACUUCCCUCCUCUUCUUCUCUUCUUUUAAAUUUUCCUUCUCUCUCUUCCUUUUUCUUUCCUUUUCUCUUUCUUUCUUUCUUUCUUUCCUUUUCUUUUCCUGUUUUAAAACUGAAUGGCACGAAAUCGUUUUUCCUCAACUCGGAGAUUCCUGUAUGGAGAAAAUCAAUUUCUAUAUUUGCAAUAAAUUUCUUAUUUAAAAAAAAAAAAUCCAAAAAACA